CAAACACUGGUUACUUUGUCCUAUGUUUAAUAAGUUAAACCUAAUCCAUUGGUCAUUAAUUUUUAUAGACAGAUAAAUACGUACAGAUAUAUACAUGCAGACAAGAUCGUUUGGUAAUAAAACGAUAGGUGGAAGUGGACAUAGUAAACAGUGCGAUGUUAUUCGUCUCCGUUUAUUAUUGCUGAGAUGAUCACAAAAAUACAUACAUGCAUGUAAACACUAAUGGUGUACUUAUAGCAGUCAAUUAUUUUAAGUGUUUGUUCAUUUAUGCCCUAAGUAGUUAACUUUUUGUUUACAUUUUGCACAUAUAAAGAUUUGGCAGGGAUGUGCUUCUAAUAACCUGUCGUUUUACGCGGAAGUGCAAUACAUAUUCGCAUUCGAAAUGGGAAACAUUUAAAUCGUAGAUUGCUUUAUUCAGGAGCCUAUCAUUCUAACAAAGCAGACUUAAAAACUAUUUUUCAUGAAAUCAUGUGAACAAAUGAAUGCAAAUACAGUUGAGAAUUUUAUAUAUUUUGAGACGCUAGUAUAAAAGAAUGGAAAACGAAAAUCACCUCUAUAUGGGGAAUCAAUGAAAAAAUUCAGUUUACUGACCAUAUAACUAUCUGCUUUCAUACUGAGAACUUCUAUUUUGGAAUGUGCAAUCAAUGGAAAUCACUUGGAAUAAUAAUAAUACUAACAGUAACACCGUUACAACUAAUUCAUCAGUACCAAACACUACUGAGACUGUUUUCACUAAUAACAACACUGUUGGUCCUAAUGACACUCCAAAUGUCAUUCCGAACAGUGAUAGUAACAUUUUAAUCAAUGAUCGAGUCUCAGGAAAUGAGGGUGUUAAUGGUUUGCGUAAACCACGUCGUAAAACAUCACAUGCUCAUAUAUUAAAGUCGAAAACAUUCUACAAAACCGUAGACAGAUUUCUAGGUCGAAAUCUACCCUUAAAACAAUUAACAAAUGCUUACAAAAGUCACUUAGCAUCAAAUAAUCAACUUCCUAGUGUUGAUCACAUCUCAGUACGUAGCCAUGAUUCAAUAACAGACAUCCUAGAAAAGUCUGUUUACAUGCCAGCAUUUCUUAGAGCUCGCAAACAUCAUUGUCGUGUAGUACUGAAUGUUGGUGGUGAACGACAUGAAGUAAUGUGGAAGACUCUAAGGCGUCUACCGUUAUCUCGUCUUGGCCGGUUGAGUAUAUCAAAUAAUCCUGCAGAACUAGCUCAGUUGUUUGAUAGUUAUUCGAAUGAGAAAAAUGAAUUAUAUUUUGAUAGAUAUGCACGUUCAUUUGGUUCAAUCCUUGGUGUUUAUCGUACAGGACAUUUACAUUUUUUGGAAGACAUUUGUGUGGUGGCUUUUAAAAAUGAUUUAUUCUACUGGGGUAUAAAUGAAUACCAAUUAGAAACGUGUUGUUAUUAUAAAUAUUAUUUAAAAAAGGAACAGGUUCAAGAAGAAUUAAAGAAAACUAGAGAAAUAAAUCUAUCUCAGGCUCAAGAAGAACAAUUUGGCACAGGAAGGUGGGCUACAUUGCAGAAGUAUAUAUGGGACUUAGUUGAAAAACCCCAAACUUCAAUGGCUGCUAGAAUAUUUGCUGUAAUUUCAAUAGCAUUCAUCAUAUUAUCAAUAAUUGGAUUGAAUUUAAGUACAAUACCUGAACUGCGUGGAAAUUCGUCUGGAAUUAAUCAUGAUAAUCAUACCACAAGUAAUGCAGAUUAUGUAAACGUACAUUUAGAAACGUUAGAAUCAAUUUGUACAAUAUGGUUUACAGUUGAAUAUGCAUUACGCUUAUCAGUUGCGCCAAAUAAAUGUACAUUUAUUAAAAGUCCAAUGAAUCUUAUCGAUCUUAUUGCUAUACUACCCUAUUAUUUUUCUGUAAUUUUUGAAGUAUGGCUUCAUUCACCAUUAGAUUCACUUGUAUCUAUGCGUAAAAUUGUGCAAAUGUUUCGUAUUCUGCGUAUAUUACGUGUUUUUAAAUUAGCACGUCAUUCACAAGGUCUACAAGCACUUGGUUAUACAUUAAAGCAAUCUUAUAAGGAAUUAGGUUUAUUAAUGCUAUUUGUUGUACUUGUUGUUCUAUUAUUUUCAAGCUUAGCUUAUUUCGCUGAAAAAGAUGAUAAUAAGAAUGAAUUCCAAAGCAUACCGGCCACAUUUUGGUGGGCUAUCAUUACUAUGACAACAGUUGGUUAUGGUGAUAUCACACCAAAAACAGUAUUGGGCAAAGUCAUCGGUUCAGUAUGUUGUAUAUGCGGUGUGCUUGUUGUCGGUCUGCCAAUACCAAUUAUUGUUAAUAACUUCGCUGCAUUUUAUCAUGAUCAAAUGAGACGUGAAAAAGUUUUAAAACGACAAGAAGCUCAUAAUGAAGGUUGUCAGUUGGGAGACACGAAUUUUCUGAAGAAGUCAAACAUAAGUCACAAAGCGUUAUACAAUAAAAGAAGUUUCAAUAUUAUUAGAGAUCGUUAUUCAUUAGGUUCACUAAAAUCAGAAAAUGCUAUUGAGCGUGAUUGUCGCAGCAAUUAUAAUAGUUGUUGUGAUAAAUUGACAAGUGAGAAGGAAAGGAACUUUAUAAACAAAGAAAUAGGAAUCAUUAAUCCUAGUGAUAAUUUGAUUAGAUAUAAACAAGUUAGUCUGAGUGUAAAUGAUGUCGAUAGUAUGGCUUGUGGUGAAUAUUAUUCAUGACAUUUAUAUUUCCACAAAUAUAAAUCGGUAGUAUGUUUGAAAAUGGGACUGUAUCAUACAAAUAAGAUCAGCUUGAUCUUUUUUUGCUCCAUCUCUUUGUCUGUCUGUCAAACGGUUUUUUUCAUUCAUUUUUCCUUAAUCAUUAUUUGCACUUCAGUCAACUCAUGUUAUCGACUAUUCACACCAACAGAUAAAUACUGAAUUUUUUUCCUUUAUGUUCUUACAAUUUUUCCUACAACUAUUUGUACGAAUUAUCAGAAUUUUCGGAGUCUGAUAAAACAGAUUGUUUAUGAGUAUAAACGACGUCAUUUAUUUCAUUAAAUAUAAUUAUUUUACAUAGAAAUAAAGAGAAUUCAACGAAAA
Molecule: messenger RNA, 3026 nt
Organism: Schistosoma margrebowiei
Lineage: Eukaryota; Metazoa; Platyhelminthes; Trematoda; Strigeidida; Schistosomatidae
Source: the annotation of a GenBank genome assembly